AUGCUCCAGAUACCCUCAUAUACCCAUUACUAUAACUACAGACAGAAUAAAAGAGGAGGUGGAGUGUCAAUAUUUGUGCACAACAACUUAAAACAUCACCUCGUUGAAGAAAAAUGCGUGGAUGACACUCAUUAUCUCUGGGUAUAUGUAAAAAAAUUUUCUUUAAAUAUUGGUGCCAUUUACAAGCCCAAUAAAAUGAAUGUAGAUGACUUCCUUGAGAUAUACUCACAACAAUUACACAAAUUAAAACGAACAAUAGUCUUUGGCGAUUACAACUUGGACCUACUCAAUCCGGACUCAGCGACUCGCAAGUAUAAGAACACUCUAAAAGAGAAUAACUACAAAAUCCUUAACAAAAUAAGCCCAAAACAUUGUACCCGCGAAACAAACUCAACCAAAACAAUGUUAGACCAUGUUUCUUGUAAUUUAAGUGAAAAUAAUUUUCAUAUUGUCACGGCGGAAUCUUCAAUGUCCGACCACAAACAAAUACUCUUAGAGAUAAAGCAAUACCAACCACCAACUAUCAUUAAACAGCAAUACAACGCAGUUGACCUCAGUAAACUAUAUCGACUCCUGGAUCAAUAUCCUAAAAAUCAUGAAAACGUAGAGUAUAAUGAACUGGCAAGGAAAUUGCAAUCCUGUUUAAAUAAGUGCAGAAUUACAAAAGUUAAAUUUUUGAAUCCGCCGCGGCAAGACUGGAUUAAAAAAGAUCUAUUAGAAGAGAUAAAUAGAAAGAAUAUAUUAUGGCAAAAAUAUAAAACAAAUGCGAUGGACACGAAUUUAAAAGCCGAAUAUGAACAUAUAAAAGCUAGAGUAUCACACAAUAUAAGAAAAUCGAAAAGUGAAUAUUAUUGUAAAAGGUUUGAAGAAAACUCUAGUAAACCAAGAAAAAUGUGGCAACUCAUAAAUGAAUUAUCUAAAAAUAAACUGCAUAGUAGAACUGGCCCGGACAAACUUGAAACGGAAGCUGGUACUAUUACUGACAAAAAAGAAAUAUGUGAAAGUUUUAACUCAUAUUUUUCGACCAUUGGCUCAACCCUAGCAAAUAUGAUUUCUAAAAAAUCAAAAGUUAUUCAAAUUUUAGAAGAAUGUAGGCUAACUGAUAGAACAGAAUUGCGAUUUCUGAAACCAGUAACUACGAAGGAAGUUAUUACCAUAAUUAAAAAUUUUGACUGUAAUACUGCAUCUGGCAUUGAUGGUAUUAGUACAAAAUCAAUUAAAUGCGUAAAAGACAUAAUUGCCACAGAACUAACACUCUGCAUUAACUAUCAUUUGGCACGAGGUACUUUUCCCAACGAGUUAAAAGUUGCAAAAAUUGUACCAAUUCAUAAGGCCGGAAGUAAAUUUGACCCGUGCAAUUACCGCCCUAUAUCAGUUCUCCCAGUGCUUUCUAAGGUCUUUGAGAAGAUUCUUUAUAAGCGCCUACACUCAUUCCUUAAUUCAAAAGAUUUCUUUUACCAAAAACAAUAUGGAUUUAGAGCCCAAUCAAAUACCCUCGCUGCUACAAUUGACCUCGUAACCAAGAUUAAAAAUAAAAUUGAUCAAAAACAACUUGCCUUAGGUAUAUUUAUCGAUCUAAAAAAAGCGUUUGACACCAUCAGUCAUGAAAAAUUAUUACAAAAACUUGAACUCACCGGUGUUACAGGCAAAGCACUUGAAAUUUUUAAAUCAUAUAUGGAGAACCGUACACAAAUAGUAAAAAUAGGUGAAUAUGAAAGCAAUCCCUGUGCCCUGAAUUAUGGCGUUCCCCAAGGAUCAAUAUUAGGCCCCCUCCUGUUCCUUACUUAUAUUAACAGUAUCUUUGAGUUGGGUCUCAAAGGAGACAUCUCCCUUUAUGCAGACGAUACAAGUCUCUUUUACUUUGGAAACUCGGUCGAAGUUCUAGUAGCCGACGCUCAAAAUGAUCUCAAUCUCUUACAUGAGUGGUUUCAGUCAAAUCUUUUAACUAUUAAUAUUACAAAAACGAAUUAUGUUAUCUUUGCAGCAAAAAAUAAAAAAAUAAAUAAUAAUUUCGAACUAAAAAUAGACGAAAAACUACUUGAACGAAAAACCAAAGAAAAAUAUCUCGGACUAACUUUGGACAGUAACCUAACCUGGAAGCCACACUUAGAAAAAAUCAAACUUAAACUAAUCCCACUCACAGGUGCACUACGAAAUAUAACAAAUUGUCUCCCUCGAAAGGUGCGAUAUCUUAUCUAUAAUUCUUUGGUAAAGCCUCAUAUCGACUACCUCAUUGAGGUGUGGGGCUAUGCCAUCAAUGCCACAUCCAGUAAUAAGUCCAAUCCUAAACCUAUGUAUUUGCUUGGUUGA
This is a messenger RNA of Pieris rapae (cabbage white), 2310 nucleotides long. RefSeq lists its product as uncharacterized. The transcript is spliced from 2 exons. NCBI's taxonomy places the organism in Eukaryota, Metazoa, Arthropoda, Insecta, Lepidoptera, Pieridae. The coding region runs from base 1 to 2310 and encodes 769 amino acids. The record is from RefSeq and is a predicted model, not a curated record.